Erythranthe guttata (spotted monkey flower) is the source of this 3015-nucleotide messenger RNA. NCBI's taxonomy places the organism in Eukaryota, Viridiplantae, Streptophyta, Magnoliopsida, Lamiales, Phrymaceae. The record is from RefSeq and is a predicted model, not a curated record.
AAGAAAAAGCAGAAAAAAUAUAUUUCAAUAUCGUCUCCCCUCCCAAACCCCCGCCCCCAUCCUCUCCCUCGAGCCGUUUCUGUACCGGUGGAUUCGCCGCAGAUCUGAAGCACCGUCCUCCCUUAUCUCCGCCGCCUCCGCCGUGAAUCAACACUUCCGUCAACUUUUUCUUUUUCGCUAUCCCACCGUUAAUUGUCUCUUCUCCAACCCUUACGUUACCGUUUCUCUCUUUCCGUCUGUAAUUCCACCGAAGCCAAAAACACUCACCACCAAUUUGAUUAACUUCUUCAUAGGGGUUACGACGGUGGUUCGAAACCCUAAUUUUGAUUUCGUCCUUGAUUCCGCCACCACUAAAACCCUAUUACCCCCUUUCUUAAUUGUUAAUGGACCGUACUUCGAGAUUUCAGAACAAUUUGCCUCUGAGCAGCGGGAGUUUCAACAAGCCUCCGCCAAUUCAGAACGACGGCGUUGCGAUUAAGCCAUCGCAGCCAACGCUCCAUGACCGAUUUACCUCCUACCUGAAGGAGAGGGAAGAGGAGCUUAGGGUUUUUGGUGGUGGGGCAGCUUUGCCCUUGAGCACAGAUGAAAUUGUCCGCCUUUACGAGAUUGUGUUGUUGGAGCUCACUACUAAUCUGAAGCCGGUGAUUACAGAUCUCACAAUAAUCGCAGGAGAGCAGAUUGCGCACAGCGAGGGCAUAGCCGAUGCCAUUUGUGCUCGGAUUAUUGAGGCUCCCGUUGAUCAAAAACUGCCUUCUUUUUACCUUUUGGACAGCAUCGUCAAGAACAUAGGCAAGGACUAUAUUAAACACUUCUCUGCGCGCUUGCCUGAGGUUUUCUGUGAGGCAUAUGCACAAGUACCCCCCAGUAUGCACCAGCCAAUGCGUCGCCUUUUUGGUACGUGGGGCCCUGACAGAUAUUUCCCGGUACCAGUACUUCAAAAGAUUGAGGUACAAUUGCGGCUCCCCCCUUCUGUAGAUGGUCAAUCGUCUGGCUUGACUUCUACAAGAGCUUCUGAGUCUCCUCGCCAAACACAGUAUAUACAUGUAAAUCCAAAAUAUUUGGAAGGACAGCGUCCUUUUGGACAGUCAACUGUAGAUACUUUUGGAACUGAAGGAGUAAGCUCAUCUGGUCGUGCAGGCAUGACAACUUCUGGUCUUCGUGCUGUAAAAAGAUCCCUGCCAUCAGCUGCCAGGAUCACUGGUUCCUCCUCUCCUUAUAGAAUUGGACCUGCGGGUCCUAUAUCACCUUCACUUGAGGAUUUUAGUACGGAUAAUUCUCCGAAGAGAGUCACUCUAAUUCAAGCAUCUGCAGCAUAUAAUAAUAAUAGCAGUGGUGUUGAUCUUCGAGGACCGAGAGCUUUGAUUAGUGCUUAUGGAAUUGAUGAGAGAGAAAAAAAUUUGAACCGUAAACAUAAUACAGCAGAGGAGCUGGACUUGUAUGGUGCUGACGAAAAAAUGGCUCUCAGGACAUGGCAAAAUACCGAAGAGGAAGAAUUUGACUGGGAAGAUAUGACCCCUGCUUCAUCUCUGCCCCCUCCUGGUGGGAGACACAACUUUAUUGCAAACAGAGGCAACUUGUCCAAGGCUCAGUUUGCUUCCGUUUCUAAUUCGUCCAUGAUCGACGAUGUUUCUCAUACCAAUUCCGGUCGUGGAUCAAGUGACAAGAUUGCGCCAAAUCUUCGAGAAUCCUUGAUGUUGCCACAUCAGCAGUCUCAGAGCCAUUUUAACGCGAAAGGAGGUGGUGGUUCUUUUGCUGAAAAUAGAAACUUUUUAACUGGUGGUGAACUAAAUCCGGCAUUAACGGGCAAUUUCUCAAAUACAGAUGGGAAGUUUCGUCUGCCCUAUGACUCGACAGCUCCUGAGAUUCAAUCAGCUGAUGCAGCAGCUCCUUUAACAAAGGCAUGGCAUCCUUCAAAGUUUCAGAAUUCACACAUUCGGCCCUCACUCUCUGCUCUCCCCUCCCAAAUGCAAAUCAGGGGUCAAUUCGGUAUGAACAAUGCUGUUGACCAACUUCAUUCUGAGCAGCAAUUGGGUAGGUCACAGGCGAAUUUGCCUCAUAUUUCGAGUAUUCGCCCUGGACCAGUUCCUGCAAAUCUGCAACAUACUGCACAGCCAAAUUUGUAUCUACCCUCACCUUAUUCGGAACAUAUUCCUUCAAAUGCAUCUGUACCACCUAUGAAUUAUAGAUACUUUGGUCCAAGUGGCACUACUUCGUCUAAUCUAGUUCCAGGCUUUCCAUCUUUUCAUGUACCUCGGCCAACCUUACAGUCUCUACCGAGAGGUCCUUUUCCUGGAACAGCUCAGCCAUUACCUAUUGGUUCAAAUGCUAAUCAAGUUGCCCAAAACCCAUCAGCUGGGCCGGCACUUUCGGGUUUAAUUAAUUCCUUAAUGGCCCAAGGAUUGAUAUCGUUAUCAAAUCAGGAUUCUGUUGGAGUGGAGUUCGAUCCGGAUAUUCUCAAGGUGCGACACGAAUCGGCUAUAACGUCUUUGUACGCCGAACUCCCCAGACAGUGCAAAACCUGCGGGCUUCGAUUUAAAAGCCAAGAAGAGCACAGUAGCCAUAUGGAUUGGCAUGUGAACAAGAACAGGACAUUAAGAAACCGAAAGGCAAAGCCUUCACCCAAGUGGUUUGUGAAUGCUGCCAUGUGGCUAAGUGGCACAGAGGCAAUGGGAACCGAGGCAGUUCCUGGUUUUAUGCCUGCUGAGAACAGUGCGGAGAAGGAGGAAGACGAAGAAAUGGCUGUUCCUGCUGAUGAAGACCAGAAUUCUUGCGCAUUAUGUGGAGAGCCGUUUGAGGAUUAUUACAGUGAUGACCUGGAAGAAUGGAUGUACAAGGGGGCUGUAUACAUGCAUGCACCGACUGGCGCAACUGUCGGAAUGGACAGGUCGCAGUUAGGUCCUAUUGUGCAUGCUAAAUGUAUGUCCGACUCCCAUGCGGUAUCAUCUGAAAAUAAUAAAAAGGAUGAAGAGGAUUCAACUUGAAGAAGGUAGUCCAACGUAAAAGAUUCCGGAGUUA